This is a messenger RNA of Gongylonema pulchrum, 396 nucleotides long. NCBI's taxonomy places the organism in Eukaryota, Metazoa, Nematoda, Chromadorea, Rhabditida, Gongylonematidae. The record is from the annotation of a GenBank genome assembly.
AUGUUGAGGCGAAAUAGUGAUGCGUCAGUGUUCGAGAAACGAAGCAGUGCGAGCCGCGGGGGGCACAAGCACUAUCGAUCAGCAGAACGAACACCAGCACCGGCUGGCAGACUUUUUUUCAGGAUAGCCUUUGUUCGGCUCGUUUUGCUGUUCGCAAUAGCAUUCUUGCUCCGUCGAGUGGUGGCAGCACCAAUAACGAAGUGGGAAUACGAAAAAGGGACACGUAAGUACGAUGGCGCAGCGUCCGGAAUAAGUUCGGAUGUGUACAAGUCAUUCGUACAGUUUGUGCAGGAAAUGCUUGGCGCACCGGGCCUGUCGGGUUUGGCAAGUACACCACGUCAAGUUACGCCACGCUAUUGCAAGUCACUCACUCCAAAGCACUUUGACUUAUUUUGA